UUAGCCGCGGCGGCGCGUUCCGACCCAUUGUACCUAGCAAAUCGCAUUUCGUUUCGUUACACCGUCACACCUUUCACCCCUCUCUUCUUUCUCUCUGCAUAACUCCCAAACCUUCGCUCAGAACCGCAGAGGGCACUCGCUGCGAACCGGAUUGCAGUGUCAACUCCAACGAAGCUCUGCGGUGCGUCCUAGUCCGAUUCAAAUCCCACUAAUACACUUCUAUUCUCCGCUUGCUCCGAAACGACGACGUUCAGCUAUCUAUGCGACGGCGAUCGAGUGUUUAACUUAGGGUUUUUGGACGUCGCUUAGUUUCGCUCCAAUUUUCGUACUCAAUCUUCAAAGAUUUUGCUCUGUUAAUUCGUGACAAAAUUUGCAGUUGCAUCACAUCAUGGAGAAAGAUAGAGCUGGUGCGGGAGCGAUUGACAUAGACAAGACCACGAUGACGUUGGAACCGGAAAAGCCUACUGGUGGUGGACUCUAUGUUCCUGGCAAGGAUAGGGUGGUUUACGUCCCUCCAGAGAGAAAAUCUCGUUUAGGACUUGAUACCCUUGCCAUCGCAAAACGAGCAGAGUCUCAAAAUGAUGGGGGAUUCAAGGUGCCAAAAGAGAGAACCACUUCCAUUGCAGCAUCUGCAGAAGAUGAAGAUAGGUCCGAGUCAUCAGUUGUUGAAGAAAGUGGGCAUGAUAGGACUGUCACUGCACGCAGGCACACUAAUCGGAGAUACCGUGAAGCGACCAGUGAAACAUCACAUGCAGAAAGUUCUUUAAGUGAAGAUCACUAUGGAGGAAGAGAAACCAACAGGACUCGUUCUACUGAACAACAUAUGGGUUCAGAUGUUCCUGCUUCUCCAUCUGGAUAUGACAGGGAAGAUCAUAGGAGUGAGAGGAGGCAUCGCAGGGAUGAUUCAAGAAGUGAUAGUGGAAGAGUGCGUCAACGGAACUACUAUGAGAGUAAAAAAUCUUAUUCAGAAAGGGAUUCACAUAGUAGGUAUGACCGUGAACAUAGUAUAAGUGAAUAUGGUAGAAAGCGGGACAGAUAUGAAGGUUCCAGGAGAACACCUGGCAGGUCUGAUUGGGACGAUGGACGAUGGGAAUGGGGAGAUACUCCACGAAGAGAAAGUGUUUCUAGUUCUAGACGUCAUCAACCUUCACCAUCCCCAAUGUUUUUAGGUGCCUCACCUGAUGCACGAUUAGUUUCGCCAUGGUUGGGGGGCAACACACCUAAUUCAUCUUUUACUUCACCUUCUCCAUGGGACCAUGCGGUCAAGCAGGGAGAACCCACUCUGGUACAUAAACUUCCAUUAUCUUCUGUUGCCAGACAUAAUGGAAGGUCUCAUCAACUUACUUUUUCUUCCCAAACUUCAAAUACGUAUGAGGAUGAAGUGGCAGAUAAGUCUGACUUGGGUGAAGAACACCAGUAUGAAAUUACUGAAAGCAUGCGUUUGGAGAUGGAAUAUGAUGCUGAUCGAGCAUGGUAUGAUAGAGAGGAAGGUAGCACAAUGUUUGAUGGUGAUAACUCGUCACUCUUUCUUGGAGAUGAAGCUUCCUUUCAGAAAAAAGAGGCUGAGUUGGCCAAAAGACUGGUCCGAAGAGAUGGGACCAAGAUGUCCCUUGCUCAGAGCAAAAAGUUGUCUCAGCUCACAGCUGAUAAUGCUCAAUGGGAGGAUCGGCAACUGUUGAGAUCUGGAGCUGUUAGAGGUACAGAGGUUCAGACUGAAUUUGAUGAUGAGGAAGAACAGAGAGUUAUUCUUCUUGUUCAUGAUACAAAGCCUCCUUUCCUUGAUGGCAGAGUUGUUUUUACUAAGCAGGCAGAGCCAAUUAUGCCAUUAAAAGAUCCAACAUCUGACAUGGCUAUAAUAUCUCGUAAAGGAUCUACUCUUGUCAGAGAAAUCCAUGAGAAGCAGAGUUCGAACAAGUCUCGUCAACGCUUUUGGGAACUUGCAGGCUCAAAACUUGGUGAUAUCUUAGGUGUUGAAAAAUCAGCAGAGCAGAUUGAUGCAGACACCGCUGUAGUGGGUGAAGAUGGUGAAAUUGAUUUUAAGGAGGAAGCCAAGUUUUCGCAGCAUUUGAAGAAGGGAGAAGCCGUAAGUGACUUUGCUAAGUCAAAAAGCAUUGCAGAGCAAAGGCAAUAUCUGCCCAUCUUUUCAGUGAGAGAAGAGUUAUUACAGGUGGUUCGUGAAAAUCAGGUGGUGGUGGUGGUUGGAGAAACUGGUUCAGGAAAGACAACACAGUUGACACAGUAUCUGCAUGAGGAUGGCUAUACUAUAGGUGGUAUAGUAGGCUGCACCCAACCAAGGCGUGUGGCAGCUAUGAGUGUUGCCAAGAGAGUCAGCGAGGAGAUGGAUACAGAGUUGGGUGAUAAAGUUGGCUAUGCUAUACGUUUUGAGGAUGUGACUGGGCCAAAUACCAUUAUAAAGUACAUGACUGAUGGUGUACUUCUACGUGAAACACUCAAAGACUCUGAUCUUGACAAGUAUCGGAUUAUUGUCAUGGAUGAAGCCCAUGAAAGAUCAUUGAACACAGAUGUUCUUUUUGGAAUUUUAAAGAAAGUUGUAGCCCAACGUCGUGAUUUCAAGCUGAUCGUCACAUCAGCAACUCUGAAUGCACAGAAAUUUUCAAAUUUCUUUGGAAGUGUACCAAUUUUUCAUAUUCCUGGGCGAACAUUUCCUGUGAAUAUAUUAUGGAGUAAAACUCCAGUUGAAGAUUAUGUCGAAGGUGCAGUGAAGCAGGCUAUGACUAUUCACAUAACCAGUCCUCCUGGUGACAUCCUUAUCUUCAUGACUGGCCAAGAUGAGAUCGAGGCAGCUUGCUAUGCCCUUGCUGAAAGAAUGGAGCAGAUGGUGUCAUCUUCAAAGAAAGCUGUCCCUAAACUUUUGAUUCUUCCCAUAUACUCUCAGCUUCCUGCUGGCUUGCAAGCUAAGAUAUUUCAGAAAGCUGAAGAUGGAGCCCGUAAAUGCAUUGUGGCCACUAACAUUGCUGAGACAUCGUUAACUGUUGAUGGUAUCUACUAUGUCAUAGACACAGGGUAUGGUAAAAUGAAGGUUUAUAACCCUAGGAUGGGCAUGGAUGCUCUCCAAGUCUUCCCUGUUAGUCGUGCUGCUGCUGACCAGCGCGCUGGUCGAGCUGGUAGAACUGGCCCUGGUACCUGCUAUCGGUUGUAUACUGAGAGCGCUUACCUAAAUGAAAUGUUGCCCAGUCCUGUUCCAGAGAUUCAGAGGACUAACCUUGGCAAUGUGGUCUUGUUGCUGAAAUCUCUUAAAGUUGAAAAUUUACUUGAUUUUGAUUUCAUGGAUCCACCUCCUCAAGAUAAUAUUCUCAAUUCAAUGUAUCAGUUAUGGGUGUUGGGUGCCCUUAACAAUGUGGGGGGAUUAACUGAACUUGGGUGGAAAAUGGUUGAAUUUCCGCUGGACCCUCCACUUGCCAAGAUGCUUUUGACGGGUGAACAGUUAGGGUGUCUUGAGGAGGUUUUGACAAUUGUUUCCAUGCUGUCAGUGCCAUCUGUUUUCUUUAGACCCAAGGAUCGGGCGGAGGAGAGUGAUGCUGCACGGGAAAGAUUUUUUGUGCCAGAGUCUGAUCAUUUGACCUUGUACAAUGUUUAUCAGCAAUGGAAACAGCACGAUUACAGAGGUGAUUGGUGCAAUGAUCAUUUUUUGCAUGUGAAAGGUCUAAGAAAGGCUAGAGAGGUGAGAUCCCAGCUGCUUGAUAUUCUGAAGACUUUAAAGAUUCCCUUAACGUCAUGUUGGCCUGAUACUGACAUUGUGAGAAAAGCAAUUUGUUCUGCAUACUUCCACAAUGCAGCAAGAUUAAAGGGUGUGGGGGAGUAUGUUAACUGCCGGAAUGGGAUGCCAUGCCAUCUUCAUCCCAGUAGUGCUCUCUAUGGUAUGGGCUGUACUCCUGAAUAUGUGGUUUAUCACGAGUUAAUCCUGACCACAAAGGAGUACAUGCAGUGUGCCACAGCAGUGGAGCCUCAGUGGCUGGCCGAACUGGGACCCAUGUUUUUCUCUGUUAAGGAGUCUGAUACAUCAUUACUGGAGCAUAAGAAGAGACAAAAACAAGAGAAAACAGCCAUGGAGGAAGAGAUGGAGAACUUGAAGAAGGUGCAAGCAGAGGUUGAGAGAGAAAGGAAACAAAAGGAGAAGGAAAAGAGGGCUAAGCAUCAGCAGCAAAUCUCUAUGCCAGGUUUACGAAAGGGUUCUUCCACAUUCUUGAGACCAAAGAAGUUUGGUCUGUAAAUUGUGUUGUAUAAUACUGUGAAAUAUAGGCAGACUGAGAAAAAGAAGGCUGCAUUCUAAUUGUAAUGAGAAGACUGAGAAAGAGACGGCUGCAGAUUCCUUGGAUUGCAGGACUGCCAGUACACACUGUGUUUACCUUAUGGAAAAACAAUAUUCGAAGACAAUAUAUUUUUGGUAUUAGCACUGCGCUCUUAACCAUUGUCACAUCCACGGCAAGUUUGUUGGGUUCGUAAUGCACAAAGCAGAAACUGUCCACAGGAAACUUGUUAUGUAUUCCCAAGGAGUGUGACCUUGUCUAGUUUUUACAACCUCGUCUUCACCGCGUCAUUGUAUUUUAUUCAUUAUGUUCAACUCCAAAGCAUCAUGUUUUCCGUACAACAAUGAGAAUUGCGUUUUAACUUGUUCACGUUAUUUAGGGCGCGGGGGAUUGGAAAUUACAGUGACUCUGUUUCCCCGAUUUUCAAGGCAGAAUUUUUAUUAAAUAAUAAUAUUUUGGCCUUCCCUUUGUUCA
This is a messenger RNA of Cajanus cajan (pigeon pea), 4742 nucleotides long. Its product is annotated as RNA helicase family protein. The record is from RefSeq and is a predicted model, not a curated record. Gene Ontology annotation, cellular component: intracellular anatomical structure. Gene Ontology annotation, molecular function: RNA binding; ATP binding; helicase activity. Lineage: Eukaryota; Viridiplantae; Streptophyta; Magnoliopsida; Fabales; Fabaceae.